CUGCCCUACGGACAGAGAGAGAGAGGGGGAAUACCGAAACCCAGAUAGCUAUGGCCAUGUCGUUGAUGCAGGCCUGCCGUAGUUUAGCCCUGUCUACAUGGCUCCUGUCGUUUUGUUUCGUUCACCUCCUCUGUUUGGACUUCACCGUGGCCGAGAGAGAGGAAUGGUACACAGCCUUCGUCAACAUCACCUACGUAGACCCGGUUACCUCCGAAGUCCGGACGGAGAAAACUGAAUGCGGCCGAUACGGGGAACACUCGCUAAAACGGGAAGCAAAAGGAGUCGUGGUGCUUCCUUCUCUCUCCCGGGACAGACAAGCCUGUGAUCCCGGUACUCGGUUCGCGGUUCCGGUCCAGGGCAGUGCGUGGAUAGCCCUGAUAGCCAGGGGAAACUGCACCUAUAAAGACAAGAUAAGACACGCGGCGAGCCAAAACGCCACGGCCAUCGUCAUAUUCAACGUUGGAUCCAGCAACUCCAAUGAUACUAUCACAAUGCCACAUUCAGGUAUUGUCUAGCCAGCCAGAUCGUCAUAUGAUUUAUCGGGUCACACAAGUGUGGAGUUGUUAUGCAUCGCUGAAUUGCUUGUUUAACGGCGAUCAUCCAGGGCGUGUGUGUUUAUGUAUGUGUGUAUGUAGCUAGCUAUGUGUAAAUAUGUCAAACCAUCCUAGAACCAGGAUCCAGACUGCCUGGAAUGGCCCCUGGCUGAGGAACCCAGUGACCUGGUGUGUGUCUGAGAGAGACCUGGAGCGUUUGAUCCUGAUUUCCAGAGAUAAUACUAACAGAUCUCUGAUUGUCAGUAUGCCAGUCAUAUAACUGUUCUUAGAAACGUGGGUGUAUUGACAUAUGCUAGCGACUUCGGCAAAGACGGGGGUCCUCUCCUUCUCCGAGGAAGGGGGGGGGGGGGGGGGGGGGGGGUCCUCUCCUUUCCUCCGGUGAGACUGUGUCUCCUCUCUCUGGUCAGUCUUCCACCUGAUUGCGAAACUCGUCAUGCCGUAUCCACAUCUGCCUCAUGCACAAAUUCAUGUUUCUACGAUCAGAGAGUGAAAUAUUCGUCGAUAUUAAAAGACACGGCGAGCUGCUAUUAAUAAUAAUAAUAAUAAAAAUACUAAAAUAAAUCUUGGUCGACCGAGAGUCGUCCUGUUUCUCUCGGACCAAUCGAUUGGUCGAAAUGUUUAAACUUUUCUUUUUCCAUAUAUAGACAGACACACCCCUGUGUGUUUGAAUAAAAUCUAACUCCGUAUGCACUGAGUUUGUCUGAUGCUUUAAGCACACUGUUUGAUUAAAUAAUUAAGAGCCCGAUGGUCACACUGUGUUUAAAAAAAUAAAUAAAAUGACAGCGAGUGCCUGUGUGACAGGCGCACGUUGUCUCGCUCUCCAAAAGGCACCACAGCAACGCUCUCCAAUAGGCACCACAGCAACGCUCUCCAAAAGGCACCACAGCAACGCUCUCCAAAAGGCACCACAGCAACGCUCUCCAAAAGGCACCACAGCAACGCUCUCCAAUAGGCACCACAGCAACGCUCUCCAAUAGGCACCACAGCAACGCUCUCCAAAAGGCACCACAGCAAAGCAAGUGAUUUAUUGCGCUGUCCUUGCUGAAGCUGCAACAUAAUUUCAGCCAUUUUAGUUUCAUAAUCACAUCGAUCAAUUGGUUAUAACAAACUCUGAACACCGUGACAUCAAAAAAAUGGAUGCAGAGGGCGUGAAAAAGAAACUGGAAAUGGGCGAAUGUUUACUGGUUGCUCAGGAGGGAAAGGGGAAGUCAGAUACUGUGGAAGACGUUUGACUUAGUUGUGGAAACUACUGGAGAUCAAGAAAAAGGAGGAUUAUAGGAGCAAGCGUUGUGAGUAUUAUGUGUGCCAAACAGUUGCUGUUAGAUUACAAUAUUAUAAUUUUUUCUGACCAUUUGAAACAGUGUUAACAACACUAAAUAAGUCUCUGUUCUAAUUUUAAAAAAAUAAUUUGGGUCAUGUAGUGUAUGUGAACACCUCGUCAAACAUCUCAUUCCAAAAUCCUGGGCAUUAAUAUGGAGUUGGUCCCCCCCUUUGCUGCUAUAACAGCCUCCACUCUUCUGGGAAGGCUUUCCACUAGAUGUUGGAACAUUGCACCUAAAUACUCUCAGACCAUGAGAAACAAGAUUCUCUGAUCUGAUGAAACCAAGAUUGAACUCUUUGGCCUGAAUGUCAAGCGUCACGUCUGGAGGAAACCUGGGACCAUCCCUACGGUGAAGCAUGGUGGUGGUGGCAGCAUCAUGCUGUUGGAUGUUUUUCAGCGGCAGGGACUGGGAGGCGAGUCAGGAUGGAGGGAAAGAUGAACGGAGCAAAGUACAGAGAGAUCCUUGAUGAUAACCUGCUCAGGACCUCAGACUGGGGCGAAGGUUCACCUUCCAACAGGACAACAACCCUAAGCACACAGCCAAGACAACACAGGAGUGGCUUCGGGACAAGUCUCUGAAUGUCCUUGAGUGGCCCAUCCAGAGCCCGGACUUGAACCCGAUCGAACAUCUCUGGAGAGACCUGAAAAUAGCUGUCCAGUGACGCUCCCCCUCCAACCUGACAGAGCUUGAGAGGAUCUGCAGAGAAGAACGGGAGAAACUCCCCAAAUACAGGUGUGCCAAGCUUGUAGCAGGUAGCUUAGUGGUUAAGAGCGUUGUGCCAGUAACCGAGAGGUCGCUGGUUCUAAUCCCCGAGCCGACUAGGUGAAAAAUCUGUCUGUGCCCUUGAGCAAGGCACUUAACCCUAAUUGCUGGUGUAAGUCGCUCUGGAUAAGAGCGUCUGCUAAAUGACUAAAAUGUAAAAUGUAAAUGUUAUAGCGCCAUACCCAAGAGGACUCGAGGCUGUAAUCGCUGCCAAAGGUGCUUCAACAAAGUACUGAGUAAAGGGUCUGAAUACUUACGUAAAUGUAAUAUUUCUAUAUAUAUAUAUAUAUUUUUUUUGCAAAAACAUAUAAAAACCUGUUUUUGCUUUGUCAUUAUGGUGUUUUGUGUGUAGUUUGAUGAGUAAAAAACCCCAAUAUAAUCAAUUUUAGAAUAAGGCUGUAACAUAAGAAAAUCUGGAAAAAAGUAAAGGGUUCUGAAUACUUUCCGAAUGUACUGUAUAGUGUAUGUAUGUCCAUCACACACACGCAUUCAUUCAGUCCAGUUUAUUAGGUACACCCAUCUAGUACAGAUUCGGACCCCUCUUUGCCUCCAGAACAGCAAGAAUUCUUUGGGGCAUGAAAUGUUGCUCAAUUGGUAUCUAGAGACCUAACGUGUGCCAGGAAAACAUUCCCCACACCAUUACACCACCGCCACCACCAGCCUGUACCGUUGACACCAGGCAUGAUGGGGCCAUGGACUCAUGCUGCAUACACCAAAAUCCUGACUCUGCCAUCAGCAUGACGCAACAGGAACCGGGUUUCGUCGGACCAGGCGAUGUUUUUCCACUCCUCAGUUGUCCAGUGGUGAUCACAUGCCCACUGGAGCCGCUUCUUCUUGUUUUUAGCUGAUAGGAGUGGAACCCGGUGUGGUCGUCUGCUGCAAUAGCCCGUCCGUGACAAGGACUGACGAGUUGUGCUUUCCGAGAUACCGUUCUGCACACCACUGUUGUUCUGCGUAGUUAUUUGUCUGUUUGUGGCCCGCCUGUUAGCUUGCACGAUUCUUGCCAUUCUCCUUCGACCUCUCAUCAACGAGCUGUUUACGCCCACAGGACUGCUGCUGACUGGAUGUUUUUUUGUUUGUCGCACCAUUCUCAGUAAACCCUAGACACUGUAGUACGUUUAAAAGUCCAGGAAGACGGACGUUUCUGAGAUACUGGAUACGGCGCGCAUGGCACCGACGAUCACACCAGGCUCAAAGUCUCUUAGGUCACUCGUUUAGCCCAUUCUAACCUUCAAUCCAACAGUAACUGAAUGCCUUGAUGCCUGUCUGCCUGCUUUAUAUAGCAAGCCACGGCCACGUGACUCACUGUCUGUAGGAGUGAUCCAUUUUCGUGAACGGGGAGGUGUACCUAAUAAACUGGCCACUGUAUGUGUGUAAACACACACACACACACACACACACACACACAGAAAGGCCUGUUAUCAGAGUGUGUUCUCUCUAUCUGGUCUGGGGAGCAAUAAAUAGCUGUGUGUGUGUGUGUGUGUGUGUGUGUGUGUUCAGCGAUAAGUGUUGAGUAGUCCAGGCCCCCAGGAAUACACCUGGAACAUUCCGUACGGCAUUCCUGACGUUCCGUAGUGGUGGAGUCAGGAAUUUCACAAUGGCCCCGUCGCACUCCUUAUUCCUGUCAAUAGAGAAAGUAAAGAGGUUUAUGUUAGGAUGGAACACUCAGGAGUUCUGUUUACAGUCCCAGUGUUCUUAGAAUCUAUGUGGAGGUUCUAAGAGUCAGGUCCCAGACAGUCACAUGGCUUCUUCUCCUGCCUAGGGAAGUCUCUCAAAUUCAAAUUCAAGCUGCUUUAUUGGCAUGAAAAACAUUUGCGUUAAUAUUGCCAAAGCAACAAUGUAUACAAUAUACAUUGUAAUAAAAUAAUAAAGAUAAAUAUCUCUCUCACUCUCUCUCUCUCACACGCACACACACACACACACACACACACACACACACACACACACACAGAGAGAGGCAGAGAGUCUGUUUUAUUUGUAUUCCUGUCCUAAAAUCUCCCCUCCCUCCCUCUCAGGUGUGGGUGACGUGGUCGCCAUCAUGAUCCCCGAGCCUAAAGGUCGUGAAGUCGCUGCUCUGCUAGAGCAGAACGUCACGGUAACCAUGCACAUCACCAUAGGAACGCGUAACCUCCAGAAGUACGUGAGCAGGACCUCGGUGGUGUUCGUCUCCAUCUCCUUCAUCAUCCUGAUGAUCAUCUCGCUGGCCUGGCUAGUCUUCUACUACAUACAGAGGUUUAGAUACGCCAACGCACGAGAUCGCAACCAGGUACACACACACACACACACACACACACACACACACACACACACACACACACAGGGCUGGCACAAUUACCGUAUAAUCGAUGGUUAUGGAUGAAGACCGUCAUGAAAAUAUAUAAUAACCGUCAUCACUGGAGAAACUAAAUGGAACUAACAGCUGCCUGAAGACGGGAUGGCCGGGCGUUUUUUGUUCAGUUGAGUCCGUUUCUGACUCUUUAACAACGACAUGAAUCUUUGUUGCUCCUUGUUUGAAACAAGCGAGGUGUUGUAGCGGAACGAGACUUCGGUUGCCUAGGCAACGCCCCCCCACAAUGCAGCAGCUCACGUAGAAUGAAUAGAACGGGCUUGGAAACCUCAAAUCCUGUCAAUUUGACUGGUGAACUCGUGAGUGCACUAGCAAUGGCUGCCUGGUAUUGUGAUGUAAUCAUUUCCAUGGUAAUGUAGAAUGUUCAUUCAAAAGAUGCUAAGCGAUGUGGCUCAUGCAAAGGAAUGUACAGUUGAAGUCGGAAGUUUACAUACACCUUAGCCAAAUGCAUUUAAACUCAGUUUUUCCACAAUUCCUGACAUUUAAUCCAAGUAAAAAUUCCCUGUUUUAGGUCAGUUAGGAUCACCACUUUUUAUUUUAAGAAUGUGAAAUGUCAGAAUAAUAGUAGAGAGAAUGAUUUAUUUCAGCUUUUUAUUUCUUUCAUCACAUUCCCAGUGGGUCAGAGAUUUACAUACACUCAAUUAGUAUUUGGUAGCAUUGCCUUUAAAUUGUUUAACUUGGGUCAAACGUUUCGGGUAGCCUUCCACAAGCUUCCCACAAUAAGUUGGGUGAAUUUUGGCCCAUUCCUCCAGACAGAGCUGGUGUAACUGAGUCAGGUUUGUAGGCUUCCUUGCUCGCACACGCUUUUUCAGUUCUGCCCACAAAUGUUGUAUAGGAUUGAGGUCAGGGCUUUGUGAUGGCCACUCCAAUACCUUGAUUUUGUUGUCCUUAAGCCAUUUUGCUACAAUUUUGGAAGUAUGCUUGGGGUCAUUGUCCAUUUGGAAGACCCAUUUGUGACCAAGCUUUAACUUCCUGACUGAUGUCUUGAGAUGUUGCUUCAAUAUAUCCACAUAAUUUUCCUUCCUCAUGAUGCCAUCUAUUUUGUGAAGUGCACCAGUCCCUCCCGCAGCAAAGCACCCCCACAGCAUGAUGCUGCCACCCCCAUGCUUCACGGUUGGGAUGGUGUUCUUCGGCUUGCAAGCCAACCCCCUUUUUCCUCCAAACAUAACGAUGGUCAUUAUGGCCAAACAGUUCUAUUUUUGUUUCAUCAGACCAGAGGACAUUUCUCCAAAAAGUACGAUCUUCGUCCCCAUGUGCAGUUGCAAACCAUAGUCUGGCUUUUUUAUGGCGGUUCUGGAGCAGUGGCUUCUUCCUUGCUGAGCGGCCUUUCAGGUUAUGUCGAUAUAGGACUCGUUUUACUGUGGAUAUAGAUACUUUUGUACCUGUUUCCUCCAGCAUCUUUACAAGAUCCUUUGCUGUUGUUCUGGGAUUGAUUUGCACUUUUCGCACCAAAGUACAUUCAUCUCUAGGAGACAGAACACAUCUCCUUCCUGAGCGGUAUGACGGCUGCGUGGUCCCAUGGUGUUUAUACUUGCGUACUAUUGUUUGUACAGAUGAACGUGUACCUUCAGGCGUUUAGAAAUUGCUCCCAAGGAUGAACCAGACUUGUGGAGGUCUACAAUUAUUUUUCUGAGGUCUUGGCUGAUUUCUUUUGAUUUUCCCAUGAUGUCAAGCAAAGAGGCACUGAGUUUGAAUGUAGGCCUUGAAAUACAUCCACAGGUACACAAUUUGUAAGUCGCUCUGAAUAAGUGAUGACGUAAAUGUACACCUCCAAUUGACUCAAAUUAUGUCAAUUAGCCUAUCAGAAGCUUCUAAAGCCAUGACAUCAUUUUCUGGAAUAUUCCAAGCUGUUUAAAAGCACAGUCAACUUAGUGUAUGUAAACUUCUGACCCACUGGAAUUGUGAUACAGUGAAUUAUAAGUGAAAUAAUCUCUCUGUAAACAAUUGUUGGAAAAAUGACUUGUGUCAUGCACAAAGUAGAUGUCCUAACCGACUUGCCAAAACUAUAGUUUGUUAACAAGACAUUUGUGGAGUGGUUUGAAAAACUAGUUUUAAUGACUCCAACCUAAGUGUAUGUAAACUUCCGACUGUAACGUCAGUUGAGUUGAAUCGACAAAUCACAACACAUAUUGAUAGGGUACACUUCCUGCUUUUACUUACUGCUUUGCUUCUAUGGUUACACUCGCAAUGGCCGCCAGUCCACCCGUUAUGCCGUCAUAGACUUGAAUGGGGACGCCGUUCUAUUCAUUCUAUAUAUUUAUGGCAGCACAUGCAGAGCGGAGGAGAGGGGAAAUGUGCGUAUUUUUUUGCUAUUCGAACGGGUAUAUUAUGUAGACAGUGGUCAUUUGGCUCCAAAAAUCCAACAUUCCAUGGCCGUCACAGCCCCACACACACACACACACACACACACACACACACACACACACACACGUUCAGAUACGCCCAUGCAUAAGACCACAUUCAGAUACUCACACACACUACUGAAAACGGGUACAGUUCAGUAACACAAGACCACAACUUGUUGCAGACAUGGCAUACAUUUCACUGUUUUUUGUUUAUAGAUUUUUAAGGACUAACCCCCCCCAUUGUCUCACGUCAGCUAGCGCGACGGCCUUCUGCGCUGAUCUCAAAUCAAAUCAAAUCAAAUCAAAUCAAAUUUUAUUGGUCACAUGCGCCGAAUACAACAGGUGCAGACAUUACAGUGAAAUGCUUACUUAUAGCCCUUAACCAACAGUGCAUUUAUUUUAAACAAAAAAGUAAGAAUAAAACAACAACAAAAAAGUGUUGAGAAAAAAAGAGCAGAAGUAAAAAAUAAAGUGACAGUAGGGAGGCUAUAUAUACAAUAGAAUAAAGUGACAGUAGGGAGGCUAUAUAUACAGGGGGGUACCGUUGCAUAGUCAAUGUGCGGGGGCACCGGCUAGUUGAGGUAAUAUGUACAUGUGGGUAGAGUUAAAGUGACUAUGCAUAAAUACUUAACAGAGUAGCAGCAGCGUAAAAGGGAUGGGGUGGGGGGGGCAGUGCAAAUAGUCCGGGUAGCCAUGAUUAGCUGUUCAGGAGUCUUAUGGCUUGGGGGUAGAAGCUGUUGAGAAGUCUUUUGGACCUAGACUUGGCACUCCGGGUACCGCUUGCCGUGCGGUAGCAGAGAGAACAGUCUAUGACUAGGGUGACUGGAGUCUUUGACAAUUUUGAGGGCCUUCCUCUGACACCCGCCUGGUAUAGAGGUCCUGGAUGGCAGGGAGCUUUGCCCCAGUGAUGUACUGGGCCGUACGCACUACCCUCUGUAGUGCCUUGCGGUCAGAGGCCAAGCAGUUGCCAUACCAGGCGGUGAUGCAACCAGUCAGGAUGCUCUCGAUGGUGCAGCUGUAGAAUUUUUUAAGGAUCUGAAGACCCAUGCCAAAUCUUUUUAGUCUCCUGAGGGGGAAUAGGCUUUGUCGUGCCCUCUUCACGACUGUCUUGGUGUGUUUGGACCAUGAUAGUUCGUUGGUGAUGUGGACACCAAGGAACUUGAAGCUCUCAACCUGUUCCACUACAGCCCCGUCGAUGAGAAUGGGGGCGUGCUCAGUCCUCUUUUUUUUCCUGUAGUCCACAAUCAUCUCCUUUGUCUUGGUCACGUUGAGGGAGAGGUUGUUGUCCUGGCACCACACGGCCAGAUCUCUGACCUCCUCCCUAUAGGCUGUCUCAUCGUUGUCGGUGAUCAGGCCUACCACUGUUGUGUCGUCGGCAAACUUAAUGAUGGUGUUGGAGUCGUGCCUGGCCAUGCAGUCAUGGGUGAACAGAGAGUACAGGAGGGGACUGAGCACGCACCCCUGAGGGGCCCCCGUGUUGAGGAUCAGUGUGGCAGAUGUGUUGUUACCUACCCUUACCACCUGGGGGCGGCCCGUCAGGAAGUCCAGGAUCCAGUUGCAGAGGGAGGUGUUUAGUCCCAGGAUCCUUAGCUUAGUGAUGAGCUUUGAGGGCACUAUGGUGUUGAAUGCUGAGCUGUAGUCAAUGAAUAGCAUUCUCACGUAGGUGUUCCUCUUGUCCAGGUGGGAAAGGGCAGUGUGGAGUGCGAUAGAGAUUGCAUCAUCUGUGGAUCUGUUGGGGCGGUAUGCAAAUUGGAGUGGGUCUAGGGUUUCUGGGAUUAUGCUGUUGAUGUGAGCCAUGACCAGUCUUUCAUCUGUCUGAUAACUCGCGAACACUCAUGGGAAUAGCUCAAAAGAUGAUCCAGCUACAAUAGGCUGUCCUAACAUUCAAAGAUGUUACCACGGUGACAUCGUCCACUGAAACCCCCUUUCAUCCUCAAUAGAGUCAGUUAACCUGACCCAAAACUAUAAACCUGUAGCUAAUAUUGACAUUUGUUUUUUAAUGAGCAAGUCUUCACUACCUAAUUCUACGUCUAGUUAAGGUGAUUUGUGGUUAUGACAUUCGAAAUGUGCAAAGUUUAUCUAGCUUAAACUCUCUACCUAGCUAGUGUCUGCUGGCUGGUUUAACCAGUCCUCAAAUCAAUCUAUAUGAAACGAAAGACAGGGAUGCGAACAACGCCAGUUCACGCGCACGCAAUGCUGAAUACUCCAUCUAGCUAGCUAACUAGUGUAGCGAAACGCUAGCUGACUGCUCUCUGUGAUGUCAUCACGUUGGCCAAAUGUUGCAAAGUGGCAAGGCACAGUCCCAGCUGUCAGUCCAGAUACAAUAAUACUAUAUAUUAUAUAUACAGUCCCAGCUGUCAGUCCAGAUACAAUAACUAUAUAUUAUAUAUACAGUCCCAGCUGUCAGUCCAGAUACAAUAAUACUAUAUAUUAUAUACAGUCCCAGCUGUCAGUCCAGAUACAAUAAUACUAUAUAUUAUAUACAGUCCCAACUGUCAGUCCAGAUACAAUAAUACUAUAUAUUAUAUACAGUCCCAGCUGUCAGUCCAGAUACAAUAAUACUAUAUAGUUUCAUAAAAAACGUCCCAGCUUCAGUCCAGAUAAAAUAAUACUAUAAUUAUAAAACAGUCCCAACUGUCAGUCCAGAUCAUAAUACUAUAUAUUUAAUAUACAGUCCCAGCUGUCAGUCCAGAUACAAUAAUACUAAAUUAUUUUACAGUCCCAAGCUGUCGUCCAAUACAAUAAUCUAUAUAUAUAUAUACAUCCCAGCUGCAGUCCAGAUACAAUUACUAUAUAUUAUAUAUCAGUCCCAGCUGGUCAGUCCAGAUACAAUAAUACUAUAUAUUAUAUAACAGUCCCAGCUGGCAGUCCAGAUACAAUAAUACUAUAUAUUAUAUAUACGUCCCCAGCUGUCAGUCCAGAUACAAUAAUACUAUAUAUUAUAUUACAGUCCCACUGUCAGUCCAGAUACAAUAACUAUAUAUUAAAGCAGUCCCAGCUGUCAGUCCAGAUACAAUAUACUAUAAGUAUAUAUACAGUCCCAGCUGUUCGUCCAGAUCAAUAAUACUAUUAUAAUAAUACAGUCCCAGCUGUCAGUCCAUGAUACAAUAAUAUAUAUAUAUAUACAGUCCCAGCUGUCAGUCCAGAUACAAUAAUACUAUAUUAUAAAAGUCCCAAAUGUCCGUUUUUUAAAAAGUCCGCUUCGUCCAGAUACAAUAAUACUAUAUUUUUAUAUCAGUCCCAGCUGUCAGUCCAGAUACAAUAAUACUAUAUAUUAUAUAUACAGUCCCAACUGUCAGUCCAGAUACAAUAAUACUAUAUAUUAUAUAUACAGUCCCAGCUGUCAGUCCAGAUACAAUAAUACUAUAUAUUAUAUAUACAGUCCCAACUGUCAGUCCAGAUACAAUAAUACUAUAUAUUAUAUACAGUCCCAGCUGUCAGUCCAGAUACAAUAAUACUAUAUAUUAUAUAUACAGUCCCAGCUGUCAAUCCAGAUACAAUAAUACUAUAUAUUAUAUAUACAGUCCCAGCUGUCAAUCCAGAUACAAUAAUAAUUAUAUAUACAGUCCCAGCUGUCAAUCCAGAUACAAUAAUACUAUAUAUUAUAUAUACAGUCCCAGCUGUCAGUCCAGAUACAAUAAUACUAUAUAUUAUAUAUACAGUCCCAGCUGUCAGUCCAGAUACAAUAAUACUAUAUAUUAUAUAUACAGUCCCAGCUGUCAAUCCAGAUACAAUAAUACUAUAUACAGUCCCAGCUGUCAGUCCAGAUACAGGGCCGUGAAAAUGUAUUUUCCCCCUUUCUGAUUUUCUCUAUUGUUGCAUAUUUUUUUAUACUGAAUGUUAUCAGAUCUUCAACCAAAACCUAAUAUUAGAUAAAGGGAACCUGAGUUUACAAAUAAAAAAAAAUGGAUACUUACUUAAUUAAUAAAGUUAUGCAAUGCCCAAUUCACCUACAGUGCAUUCGGAAAGUAUUCCGACCCCUUGACUUUUUCCACAUUUUGUUACGUUACAGCCUUAUUCUAAAAUUGAUUAAAUUGUUGUUUUUCCUCAUUAAUCUACACCCAAUACCCCAUAGUGACAAAACAAAAACAGCAUUUUUGAAAUGUUUGCAAAUGUAUUACAAAUAAAAAAAACUGAUAUCACAUUUACAUAAGUAUUCAGACCCUUUACUCAGUACUUUGUUGAAGCACCUUUGGCAGCGAUUACGGCCUCGAGUCUUCUUGGGUAUGACGCUACAAGCUUGGCACACCUGUAUUUGGGGAGUUACUCCCAUUAUUCUCUGCAGAUCCUCUCAAGCUCUGUCAGGUUGGAUGGGGAGUGUCGCUGCACAGCUAUUUUCAGGUCUCUCCAGAGAUGUUCGAUGGGGUUCAAGUCCAGGCUCUGGCUGGGCCACUCAAGGACAUUCAGAGACUUGUCCCGAAGCCAGUCCUGCGUUGUCUUGGCUGUUUGCUUAGGGUCGUUGUCCUGCUGGAAUGUGAACCUUCGCCCCAGUCUGAGGUCCUGAGCGCUCUGGAGCAGGUUUUCAUCAAGGAUCUCUCUGUACUUUGCUCUGUUCAUCUUUCCCUCGACCCUGCCUAGUCUCCCAGUCCCUGCCGCUGAAAGACAUCCCCACAGCAUGAUGCUGCCACCACCAUGCUUCACCGUAGGGAUGGUGCCAGGUUUCCUCCAGAUGUGACGCUUGGCAUUCAGGCCAAAGAGUUCAAUCUUGGUUUCAUCAGACCAGAGAAUCUUGUUUCUCAUGGUUUUGAGAGUCUUUAGGUGCCUUUUGGCAAACUCCAAGCGGGCUGUCAUGUGCCUUUUACUGAGGAGUGGUUUCCAUCUGGCCACUCUACCAUAAAGGCCUGAUUGGUGGAGUGCUGCAGAGAUGGUUGUCCUUCUGGAAGGUUCUCCCAUCUCCACAGAGGAACUCUGGAGCUCUGUCAGUGUGACCAUUGGAUUCUUGGUCACCUCCCUGACCAAGGCCCUUCUCCCUCGAUUGCUCAGCUCUAGGAAGAGUCUUGGUGGUUCCAAACUUCUUCCAUUUAAGAAUGAUGGAGGCCACUGUGUUCUUGGGGACCUUCAAUGCUGCAGACAUUUUUUGUUACCCUUCCCCAGAUCUGUGCCUCGACACAAUCCUGUCUCGGAGCUCUACGGACAAUUCCUUCAACCCCAUGGCUUGGUUUUUGCUCUGACAUGCACUGUCAACUGUUGGACCUUUUUAUAUAGACAGGUGUGUGCCUUUCCAAAUCAAGGUGGAUUCCAAGUUGCAGAAAAAUCUCAAGGAUGAUCAAUGGAAACAGGAUGCACUUGAACUCAAUUUCGAGUCUCAUAGCAAAGGGUCUGAAUACUUAUGUAAAUAAGGUAUUUCUGUUUUUGAUUUUUUUUAUAAAUUUGCAAACAUUUCUAAACCUGUUUUUGCUUUGUCAUUAUGGGGUAUUGUGUGUAGAUUGAUGAUUUAAUAUAUUUUUGAAUAAGGCGGUAAUGUAACAAAGUGUGGAAUAAGUCAAGGGGUCUGAAUACUUUCCCAAUGCACUGUAAUUGCCCCCUUACACUCAAUAACUGUUUGUGCAAUCUUUAGCUGCAAUAACUGCAACCAAAUGCUUCCUGUAGUUGUUGAUCAGUCUCUCACGUCGUUGUGGAGGAAUUUUGGCCCACUCUUCCAUGCAGAACUGCUUUAACUUAGCGACAUUUGUUGAAUUUUCAAGCAUGAACUGCUCCUUUCAAGUCCUGCCACAACAUCUCAAAUGGGAUUAGGUCUGGACUUUGACUAGGCAAUUCCAAAGCUUCAAAUGUGUUGCAUUUUAGCUAAUUUCAUGUGGACUUGAUUGUGUGUUUUGGAUCAUUGUCUUGCUGCAUGACCCAGCUGCGCUUCAGCUUCAGCUCACAGACGGAUGGUCUGACAUUCUCCUGUAGAAUUCUCUGAUACAGAACAGAAUUCAUGGUUCCUUCUAUUAAGGCAAGUCGUCCAGGUCCUGAGGCAGCAAAGUAUCCUCAAACCAUCACACCACCACCACCAUGCUUGACCUUUGGUAUGAUGUUCUUACUGUGGAAUGCAGAGUUUGGUUUUCACCAGGCAUAAUGGGACCCAUCUCGUCCAAAAAGUUGACUCAAGUUUACCAAAAAGCACCUGGAUGAUCAUCAAGACUCUUUGAAGAAUGUUCUACGGACAGAUGAGUCAAAAGUAUAACUUUUUGGACGACAUAGCGACUUGAGACUGAUCAACAGGAAGCGUUUGGUUGGAGUCAUUGCAGCUAAAGCUGAGUGUAAGGGGGCAAUUACUUUUUCAAAGGGGCAUUGUGUGUUGCAUAACUUUUGUUUAUGAAAUAAGUAUGUAAUUGUUGUGUUAUCUGUAAACUCAGGUUGCCAUUAUCUAAUAUUAGGUUUUGGUUGAAGAUCGGAUAACAUUCAGUAUCCAAAAUAUGCAAAAGUAGAGAAAAUUAGAAAAGGGGGCAAAUAUUUUAUCACGCCGCUGAUUUCUGAAAACAUUCCCAUAACGUUGGUGCCGUACAACUUCAUCAACAAGCUGGCAAACUAGCUAGCGUAUGGCCAUUCAAACUAGCUAGCGUAUGGCCAUUCAAACUAGCUAGCGUAUGGCCAUUCAAACUAGCUAGCGUAUGGCCACUCAAACUAGCUAGCGUAUGGCCAUUCAAACUAGCUAGCGUAUGGCCACUCAAACUAGCUAGCGUAUGGCCAUUCAAACUAGCUAGCGUAUGGCCAUUCAAACUAGCUAGCGUAUGGCCACUCAAACUAGCUAGCGUAUGGCCACUCAAACUAGCUAGCGUAUGGCCAUUCAAACUAGCUAGCGUAUGGCCAUUCAAACUAGCUAGCGUAUGGCCAUUCAAACUAGCUAGCGUAUGGCCAUUCAAACUACCUAGCGUAUGGCCAUUCAAACUAGCUAGCGUAUGGCCAUUCAAACUAGCUAGCGUAUGGCCAUUCAAACAAGCUAGCGUAUGGCCAUUCAAACAAGCUUGCACUAACCUGCUAUGGUUUGCCGUAGUAGCCAAUGCGUCAUAACUACCAGGAGCGGUGAUUUUUAGAAUUAGGAACUAGUGUUAGGCAUAUUAGCAAAAUCUGUUUUUUUUUAGGUGAGUUCCACGUCCUAAAAGACAGAUCGGUUGAGGGAUGAGCGUGGCUCAGGAGUGGCGCAAUCGAACGUUAGACAACGGACUAACCCCUAGUCUCUCCACCCUCUCUCUCUCUCUCUCUCUCUCUCUCUCUCUCUCUCUCUCUCUCUCCUCUCUCCUCCUCUCUCUCUCUCUCUCUCUCUCUCUCUCCCUCUCUCUCUCCCCUCUCUCUCUCCCCUCUCUCUCCCUCUCUCUCGUCCCUCUCUCUCCUCUCCUCUCUCUGUCUCUCCCCCCUCUCUCUGUCUCUCCCCCUCUCUCACUCUCUCUCCCCAGAGGCGUCUGGGAGAUGCAGCUAAGAAGGCCAUCAGUAAACUGCAGGUCAGGACCAUCAGGAAAGGAGACCAGGAGACCGAGUCAGACUUUGAUAACUGUGCCGUGUGUAUCGAGGGCUACAAGCCAAACGAUGUGGUCAGGAUACUACCCUGCAGGUAAAUAAGACUGUUAGAAACCCUCAAAGGGAUACUUGGGGAUCUUGGCAAUGAGGCCCUUCUCCAGAGUCAUAUUAACAUUUUACAUUUUAGUCAUUUUAGCAGACGCUCUUAUCCAGAGCGACUUACAGUUAGUGAUUGCAUACAUUAUUAUAUAUAUAUAUAUAUUAUUUUUUUUCUUCAUUUUAUUUAUUUCAUACUGGCCCCCCCUGUUGGAAUCAAACCCACAACCCUGGCGUUGCAAACGCCAUGAUCUACCAACUGAGCUACAUCCCUGCCGGCCAUUCCCUCCCCUACCCUGGACGACGCUGGGCCAAUUGUGCGCCGCCCCCAUGGGUCUCAAAUGAACCUGUGGAUACCAUUUUUAUGUCUCUGUGUCCAUCCAGUAUGAAGGAAGUUGAGGUAGUUUUGAGAUCAAAUUGCGCUAACGCUAGUUAGUAACUUCCUUCAAACCGCACGCAGAGACAUAAACAUGGUGUCCACGAGUUCAUCUGACUCUGGGGAAGUAUUGCUAAAUAUAAUUUUGUAUUAUAUACACUACCAGUCAAAAGUUUUAGAACACCUACUCAUUCAAAGGUUUUUCUCUAUUUUUACUGUUUUCUACAUUGUAGAAUAAUAGUGAAGACAUCAGAACUAUGAAAUAACACAUAUGGAAUCAUGUAGUUACCAAAAAAAGUGUUAAACAAAUCAAAAUAUAUUUUAUAUUUGAGAUUCUUCAAAUAGCCACCCUUCGCCUUGAUGACAGCUUUGCACACUCUUGGCAUUCUCUCAACCAGCUUCAUGAGGUAGUCACCUGAAUGUCCAAACAUUUGACUGGUAGUGUGUAUUUUUUUCAAAACUUGGGGGUGGCAAAUAAAACCACCCGCGGGCCAAAUUUGGCUCGCAGGCCGCCAGUUGGGGAACCCUGUACUAAAGGGUAAAAAAAUAAGUAUUGAGCAAAACUUCUUUGUAGGGAAUCUGUGAUGUCAUCGGCCUCCCCCGCUUGCUUGAGGAACAAUAGAGGAGCAAUAGAGGAAAGCCCCUCCCCCUUGUGUGAUGUCAUGACUUACCUGGACCACCUAUUGAGGUGUGCCUUUUUGUUAAGUAAAUCAGGUGUUAAACGAGGUUGAAAGGAGACUGGCUUGCCGCUUUAAUACACCUGUUAUGACCCAUUCGUAAGCCCUUUUAGAAACACUUGAUACCCUGCUGGUAAACCCACCCCGGCACUCAUGUUCUAAACAACCCGUUAUAAACAUGUUACAGACCCGUUAUAAACAUGUUACAGACCCGUUAUAAACAUGUAACAGACCCGUUAUAAACAUGUUACAGAGCCGUUAUAAACAUGUUACAGACCCGUUAUAAACAUGUUACGGACCCGUUAUAAACAUGUUACAGACCCGUUAUAAACAUGUUACAGACCCGUUAUAAACAUGUUACAGACCCGUUAUAAACAUGUUACAGACCCGUUAUAAACAUGUUACAGACCCGUUAUAAACAUGUUACAGACCCGUUAUAAACAUGUUACGGACCCGUUAUAAACAUGUUACAGACCCAUUAUAAACAUGUUACAGACCCGUUAUAACCAUGUAACAGACCCGUUAUAAACUGUUUCUUUCUCCUGUCAGACAUCUGUUCCAUAAGAACUGUGUGGACCCCUGGCUGCUGGAUCACAGGACCUGCCCAAUGUGCAAGAUCAACAUCCUCAAAGCCCUGGGAAUCGCUGUGAGUCAUUUACGAAUCAUUUAUGAUUCAAUUACAGAGUUAUCAAAGUCACUCAUUCAUACGAAUCGAAAGCUGCUUUUUGGUCACCAUCAGAAUUGUAUUGAAUCAAAUCCAUCCAAACUUCACUCCCUCGCACCAACACGAUUUAAUAUGUUUGAACUGAACCCACAUAUAUACUGAACUGUUUCUCUCUCUACUCUUUCUCUGCUCUCUCUCCUUCCUUUCCUCUCGUCUCUCUCCCCCCUCUCUUUCGUCUCUCUCCCCCUCUCGUCUCUCUCCCCCUCCCUCUCGUCUCUCCCUCUCUCUCGUCUCUCCCCCCCCCUCUCGUCUCUCUCUCGUCUCUCUCUCCCCCUCUCUCGUCUCUCUCUCCUUCUCGUCUCUCUCCCUCCCUCUCUCUCGUCUCUCUCUCUCUCCCCCUCUCUCGUCUCUCUCUCUUCUCGUCUCUCUCCCUCCCUCUCUCUCGUCUCUCUCUCUCUCCUCUCCCCUCUCUCUCGUCUCUCUCCUCCCUCUCUCGUCUCUCUCCUCCCCCUCUCUCGUCUCUCUCCCCCCCUCGCUCUCUCCCCCUCUCUCGUCUCCCCCCCCCUUGUGUCUCUCCCCCCCUUGUCUCUCUCCCCCCUCUCUCGUCUCUCUCCCCCCUCUCUCGUCUCUCUCGUCUCUCCCCCCCCCUCUCUCAUCUCUCCAGUUAAAUGCAGACUGUCUGGAUGACCUGCCCUUGGACUAUGAGAUGCUGGGUGUGGGUGGGGGGGUCGGGGUGGAGGGUCUGGCCCUGGAGGCUGUGGUGUCGGAAGGGUCCAGUGACGGGACCCUCAGUGAGGGGGGCUCGGUGGUUCUAGAUCCGGGGAUGCGGAGGAUGGGGCUACCACAAGACUACCACGACCCAGACCCUCUGAGGGAUAGUCCCAUUACAGUAACUACUGACACACUCACUGGUGAGAUUACACACACACACACACACACACACACACACACACACACACUGGUGAGACUACACACACACUGGUGAGACUACACACACACACACACACACACUGGUGAGACUACACACACACUGGUGAGACUACACACCACACACACACACACACACACACAUACACACACACACUGGUGAGAGAGAAAGGGUGGGGAGUUUGAUGGAGAGAGAGAAAGGGUGGGGAGUUUGAUGGAUGAGAGAGAAAGGGUGGGGAGUUUGAUGGAGAGAGAGAAAGGGUGGGGAGUUGAUUGGAUAGAGCAAAGGGUGGGGAGUUUGAUGGUGAGAGAGAAAGGGUGGGGAGUUUGAUGGUGAGAGAGAAAGGGUGGGGAGUUUGAUGGUGAGAGAGAAAGGGUGGGGAGUUUGAUGGUGAGUGGGGGAUUUGAUAGCGAGAGGGGUGGGGAGUUUGAUGGUGAGAGAGGGUGGGGAUUUGAUGUGCGGAGAGGGGGGAUUUGAUGGUUAGCCGAGAGGGUGGGGUUUGCAUGGUGCGAGGGUGGGGAGUUUGCUGGUGAGCGGAAAGGGUGGGGAGUUUUCUGGUGACGAGCGAAAGGUUUUGGGGGGUUGCUUGUGGCGAUGCACCAAGGGUGGGGUUUGUGUGGCCUGGCUUUCUUGGGAAGGUGGGGAGUUUGAUGGAAGUAGUAGAAGUAUUGACUCUACACACACAGCACUCAUAGUGGCACCUGGUGGCAACUCUGAUUAAUUACACCCUCAUCCCUCAUCCCUCUCUCAUCCCUCAUCCCUCUCUCAUCUCCCCUCUCUCCCUACCCCCCCUCUCUCUCCCUCUCAUCUCUCCUCUCUCAUCUCCCCCCUCUCUCCCCCUCUCUCAUCUCCCCCCUCUCUCUCCCUCCUCAUCUCCCCCCUCUCUCUCAUCUCCCCUCUCUCCCUCCCCCCCUCUCAUCUCCCCCUCUCCUCUCUCUACCCCCUCUCUCAUCUCCCCCCCCUCUCUUCAUCUCCCCCCUCUCCUCUCCCUCUCUCUCCCCCCCUUCUCUCAUCUCCCCUCUCCUCCCUACCCCCCUUCUCUCCUAUCUCCCCUCUCCUCCCUACCCCCCUCUCUCAUCUCCCCCCCUCUCUCUCCCUCUCUCAUCUCCCCCCCUCUCUCUCAUCUCCCCUCUCUCCCUACCCCCCCUCUCAUCUCCCCCCCUCUCUCUCAUCUCCCCUCUCUCCCUACCCCCCUCUCUCAUCUCCCCCCUCUCCCUACCCCCCUCUCUCAUCUCCCCCCUCUCUCUCCCUCUCAUCUCCCCCCUCUCUCUCAUCUCCCCCCUCUCUCUCAUCUCCCCUCUCUCCCUACCCCCCUCUCUCAUCUCCCCCCUCUCUCAUCUCCCCUCUCUCUACCAACCCCCCCCUCUCUCUCCCACUCAUCUCCCCUCUCUCCCUACCCCCUCUCUCAUCUCCCCCCUCUCUCUCCCUCUCUCAUCUCCCCCCUCUCUCAUCUCCCCCCUCUCGCUCCCUACCCCCCCCUCAUCUCCCCCCUCUCUCUCUCUCUCCCCCGCUCACUCUCUCUAGGGGAACUCCAGCCCAUGACCAGCAGUGCAUCCCUGGUGCUCGCCGUGGAAACAGGACUGUCGGACGAAGACCUGUCACUGGGACAACCAACCCCUACUGGGGACAACAAGUCCUGA
This is a messenger RNA of Coregonus sp. 'balchen', 19148 nucleotides long. The record is from the annotation of a GenBank genome assembly. NCBI's taxonomy places the organism in Eukaryota, Metazoa, Chordata, Actinopteri, Salmoniformes, Salmonidae.